Molecule: messenger RNA, 2259 nt
Organism: Zasmidium cellare ATCC 36951
Lineage: Eukaryota; Fungi; Ascomycota; Dothideomycetes; Mycosphaerellales; Mycosphaerellaceae
Exons: 2
Coding region: 1-2259 (752 amino acids)
Cellular component (GO): cytoplasm
Molecular function (GO): protein binding; guanyl-nucleotide exchange factor activity
Source: RefSeq, a predicted model, not a curated record
AUGUCUUCGAACGGGUCGUCCGUGACCCUGCUCGACCUCCCCGUCGACCUAUUGCUCCUCAUAUUCCCCUACCUCGACGCGGCGAGCUUCCUUAGCCUGACCUCGACCUGCAGAGCGCUGCACAAUCCGGACUUUGUCGAAGAUGCCAUGUAUUGGAGUGAUCUCGUGCGCCAUCAGUUCCGCGUGCCGAACCAACCUGUGGUUCAAAACGAUGGUCGUAGAUGGAAGAGGCUCUACAAACGCAUGAGGACACAAUCCAAGAUUUUUUCUUGGGGGAACGACGACAAAGGCUGUCUAGGCCAGUCAUUCGACAUGCCGAACUUGCCUGGUCAGAGAAGACCGGUAAUGAGAAGGUCGAGGCAUAUCAGUUGCCCGGGCGAGAUGGAAGGCACUGAGCAGCUGGGGAUUAUAUCAGACAUGCAGUGCGGAGGUUGGAGCACAUCGUUGCUUACGAGCAAAGGCGCACUCUACACUUGUGGUGUGCUUGAUGGGCUGCAGUUCAAUCAGCGUAGGCCGCCAUAUAUGCAACAGCCCAAGAGGCAGCCCACGGCGCUACGAUUUCCGUCAGGCAUGCCGCAACCGAAAGACAGAUACGAUCCCGUGACAGCCAUCAAGCAAUUCUCUUCAGGGAGAUCACACGUCCUAGCAUUGAGCGACACUGGUAGGAUUUGGAGCUGGCAGGACAUUGAGCUUCCAGGGAUGCACGUGAAAUUCGUCCACCACAGCCUCACAGAAGACGGACGAGAACGUGGAACUGGGGUUGUCAAAAAAGUUGUUGCUGGCUGGAACAAGAGCGUUGCAUUGAUAGAAGGCAGUGGUAUUGUUGUGUGGGAGCCACUCCAGUUGAGCCCUGAGGAGUGCGAUACUUCAGAUGCGGCUCUUGUCUUGGAGAGUACAGUCGUUCCCAGAACAAGAUAUGUCGAGUCCCAGAAUCGCAAGACAGCCGAAGGUAGUUCUGAGGGAGAAGACGUGGGUGAGGUACAGAGCUUUAUCGUGCUGGAGGACUCGAUCUUGUUCAAUACCUCGCUCGGCAAGGUCUUUGCGGCUCUCAUCACCUGGACAGACACAGCACAAACAGUCAGCGAUCCCGUAGAGCUUUCAAUACCAGCCGGAGGAGAAGCUAACGCGGAGGCAUCGUUCGUGACUGAUAUUCAGGGAUCUUUCCGUAACUUUGCGGUUUUUACGAAGGCUGGCGAUGUCCUGACGAGCGAGCAAGACCGCGUCAUGCCGCUCCUCACCAACCAGCACACAAACCGCAGGCUAUUCACGCGGAUCCCAGCGUUGCAGAACAAGCAGGUCAUAUCUCUGGCGUUCGGAGACUAUCACUUCCAUGCACUACAUUCCACAGGAGAAAUCACCAGCUAUGGGUACGAGCCUCAAAGCUGCGGUGCUCUAGGCCUAGGUGGCCAUGGUGUCCCGGAGGGCCGUCUGCGUGGCAUCCGCAAUCGUGGCAUCGGCGGAGACGGCCACCUCGUACCUCACGCCUAUACUGAAGGACGAAGAGUAUGGUUCGAGAAGGAGAAACAGGAAUGGAUCAGUUUCAUCACAUCAGGAGGCGCUGAUCCACAGGAGGGUGCUGCAAGAGUGAGAAUGGCGAUUGGCAGUCCUGGGCCGAACGCUCAGGGUGAGGUUAGCGAAUGGAUCGAGCAGGAAGGUCGCGACUGGGAAGGGAAGUUCGGAAUCAGGGGCCAAGGCGAGGAAGACGAUGGACUGGGUGCCUACUUCGCUCUUAGUGUGAGCGCUGCCGGCUGGCACAGCGGUGCUCUCGUCCUGGUCAACGAGGACAUGGCCGAGAAGUUGAGGAAGGCCGUCGAAGUGCCUGAACAUCCGCCCGGCGAGGAGCCACAAGAAGAUGUCGCGUCGUCUGCACAACCCAGCUACGAAUCGAGCCGGGCAACACCCUCUACCAGCGACACCGCCCCCUCUAACGAGACCAUCCUCGACCGCGCCGCAGACUGGGGCCGCUACUUCCUGGGCCUCGCACCUUACAACGUUAACGAUGCAGCCUAUGACCCCAACGCAGCCCAUCUACGGACCAACACCACUGCUCGCAAUCAACCAGGCCCUUCAAAUCGGCACAACCCCCAAUCUCAGAACUUUGGCGCUUCGCCAAGGCCUGGAUACAAGUAUAUCUGGGCGGACGACCAUUUUCCGCGGCUGAGGCUUAGUGAUGGCACGGAGAUGCCUGGAGAGGUGCCGUUUCAUGAGUGGAGGUAUGGACGGCCGGAGUGGAAUUUGGCGUGGGAGGAUGGGGAGUGA